Clonostachys byssicola is the source of this 690-nucleotide messenger RNA. The record is from the annotation of a GenBank genome assembly. NCBI's taxonomy places the organism in Eukaryota, Fungi, Ascomycota, Sordariomycetes, Hypocreales, Bionectriaceae.
AUGUCACCCUCCAACCAUUUGAGACAAGCAAGAAUGCUUCUACAUACAGUCGUGAUACUUGGCGACGGUGGUGUUGGCAAGACUGCCAUCACUAAUCAAUUCGUCGUGCAGUAUUACGUCGAAACUUAUGAUCCCACUGGCGGUGAUGAUUACAGGAAGCAGAUCGUUGUAGACGGCACACCGUGCAUAGUAGAGGUCUUGGACACCGCCGGUCAGGACGAGUACGUAGCCUUGAGAGACCAAUGGAUCCGACAAGGGGAUGCUUUCCUCCUCGCCUUCAGCAUUACGUCCAGGAACUCGUUCACAAGUGUCAGAAAAUAUUACCAGCAGAUCCAAAACAUCAAAAAGUCAAAAGUGCCACUCAUAUUGGUGGGAAAUAAAUGCGAUCUAUCAUCUACAGACCGUGAGGUCUCUUCUGAGGAAGCGGAGGCGUUAGCCAAAGAGUUCAACUGUACGUUUAUUGAGACCUCAGCGAAGACAACCCACAACAUCGACGAGACCUUUCACAGCCUGGUUAGAUUGCACCGGGAGCAUAAGGCAGAGCAAGAGCAGAAGGCUGCGGAGGCAGCAACAGUUGAAGCUCAGAGAAAAGGGGCUUCCCAGACUGACAGCGGCGGAGUGAAGAAGGCUGGGUGGAGAAAACGUCUUUCGGGCUUCAUCAAGUCUCUUGAUAAAAACAAAGGAGGCUGA